Lymnaea stagnalis (great pond snail) is the source of this 930-nucleotide messenger RNA. The record is from the annotation of a GenBank genome assembly. Lineage: Eukaryota; Metazoa; Mollusca; Gastropoda; Lymnaeidae.
GCCUUGGCUAUAAAUAAAUAUUACCUCUGGUUAAUUUUUGCCAUUGGAUUUCCCGGAAAUUUGGCUUCCAUUGUGACGAUAUUUCGCAUGCGCAGUCUUGGCUCCUUCACGCUGUACGUGGUGCUGUUGGCGGUGAUGGACAACCUGGCCCUUCUCCUCAAACUUACCAUCUACCAGCUCUUGGUCGACAAGAUCAACAUUGCCACUUCCGGUUGCCGGAUAUUAAUUUUCCUGGCAACGUUCUGUAAUUCCUACGCCAACUGGAUCCUCGUCCUGAUGGCGGCCGAGCGGCUGGUCGCCGUCAGGUAUCCUCUCAAGAUUCAGGAAUACCUCGGCUACAGGAAAUCAAUCAUGUGGAUUUGCAUUGUCGGAGUCGUCAUCGCGGGCGCCUAUGCCCCCAUUCUGUGGAUGUUCUAUUACAACACCGAGUUCACGACGUGCCUGGUUACCCCUGAUUCAGCUGAUCUAAUGAAAUACUUGCACUGGACCAACAUUUCCCUGUCUGCCUUCAUACCGUUUCUUUGCCUGGCGGUGUUCAACGUGCUCAUCAUGCGAGUGAUCCGCCAGUCCUUCCGUCUUAGGAACGCUCUCAGGAACGUCAACUCCACCCCGCUGGCCCGAAGGUCAAGCUGUUACGACAUCUCCAUACAGCGGCAGAUCAUGUUGAUGCUGUUCACGGCUACCCUCGUGUUCGUCGUCUUCCUGUUUCCGCUGUGUGCCUUGAAUGUGGCCAAUGUGUACUGGGACGUCGAGCCGAGGUCGCUGGGCCACGCCAUCAAAUACCUGUGCAGCCAGAUCGCCUUCCUUCUCUUCGACUCAACGCACGCGCUCAAUUUCUACCUGUACUUCCUAAGUGCCCGCAAGUUCCGGAGUCACUUCCUGAGAAUGUCUUCGUGUUCUGCCCCCAACGACAGGCCCACUAGCAUGUAA